Molecule: messenger RNA, 3438 nt
Organism: Anopheles arabiensis
Lineage: Eukaryota; Metazoa; Arthropoda; Insecta; Diptera; Culicidae
Product: homeobox protein invected
Exons: 4
Coding region: 702-2699 (665 amino acids)
Biological process (GO): multicellular organism development; regulation of transcription by RNA polymerase II; neuron differentiation
Cellular component (GO): nucleus
Molecular function (GO): RNA polymerase II cis-regulatory region sequence-specific DNA binding; DNA-binding transcription factor activity, RNA polymerase II-specific
Source: RefSeq, a predicted model, not a curated record
CCGCGAUGGAACGACUGUUUUCGCGUUCGAUUUUCGCGCUUGCCGGUACCACGCGCGAACAGUGUCCCCGCUUCCGUCCGGUCCCGUAUCCCGUGCCAUCCCGUAGCACCGUUUAAAGCCCUUUGCACCCUACUCCCCUCCCGCGGUAAGGGCUUUCCCACCGCUCGAAGGGAAACCCGGUGUGGUUAGUGCGGACCGACCGGUGGGACAAGAAGCACACGGCGACACGGCAGUGCGCGGGACAAACGAUUAACGCGGUGUGCUCCAUGCUACUUAGCUAAUUUUCACCUUAACCGCGCCGAUUUUGCGAGUGUUUGUGCGGUGUGUGUGUGCGUGUGUGCGAUCAUUGUUUAGUGUUUUGUUUUGGAACGUGACGAACACACACGGUUCCGGAAGGUUUGCGAGCAUUAAGGGUGCUUUUGUACAUGGAAAGAUGCGAUUGUGAAAAUGUGGCUUAGAACAUGUGUUCCGAGAUUACAGAAAUGUACUGGAAGAGGUGAACAGUGAAGUGUAUGUGUGUGUGUGUGUUGCCAAAUUGAUUAAAGCAUGAAGCGACGGUAGAUGAGGGAAUAGAACUUGCGAACAGGCACCAACAAGUAAACAAACAUUCUAGUGGAAGGAAAGUGCGGAUUUGUUGGCCUUUUCCACGCUGCGUCUGUAAUGUAUCUUGGCCAAACCCCCGGCAGUGGGUAGUUGUUACAAUGGCCACCAUAAUGUCGCAUAAUUUACCCCUGAUACCGCUUCCGCUGAAGGCGGGAGUGGCCCUGGCCAAGGCGAGCCUGAUGCUGCCCGGUGCUGGAGCGGCCGGCGGUUUGCUGGGGCUUGCCGUGCCCCCGGAGUCGAGAAAAUCGUCCGCCACGCCACCCGAGGCACCGCACGAAAGUCCCAAACUGCCGGCGGACGACGAUGAAACCGAUCGGAUGAGCUGCUGCAGCGACGAUAGCGAACUGUCCGUGGGCCAGGAGGUGCCGGAUGAUCUGCGUGCACCGCCAACCCUGCACAGUCCACCGGAUGACUUAAGCAACGACUCAUCCCGCUACUCGAAAGACACUCCCUCGGACUUGGAGUUUGCGGCUCGGCUGCAGCAAACGAGCAUGCUGCGACCGAGUCCAACCCGCCUGCACGAAGAGUUCCUUCGCAAUUCGCAGCUCUACGCCGAGGAGCUGAUGCGCCAGCAGAUGCAGAUUGUAGCGGCCGCCCGGGGACUUACCAUGAGCCCGGCCAAAGCGGCGCUCGGUGGGCUGCAGUCCGACCGUAGUCCAACACCGGGCGAACCGAGGAUGGGCUUUCGACCGGCGGGUAGUGGCAAUCGGAGUGAUUUCUACCGCCAGGAUGCAUCCUCCCCAGGGGAAGGGGCAGGAAGCUUCCGCGGCAUCCAUUCGCAUCUCAGCGCAAUAUCGCAAAUCACGCAAAAUCUCAACAGCGACCUCUCGAAGCUAACGUCACCGACGGCGUUCCGUACGUCGCGCGAAAGCUCCCAGUCACCUCCGUCGGCGGGGGCAAACCUUCACGGGCUGCAUCAACUCCACCAGCAGCAGCAGCAGCAGCAGCAACACCAGCUGGCUCAGCAGCAGCAUCACCAUCAUCAGCUAGCGCUGGCCGCACUGAACAACAACAUUGCCGUGGCGCUGAACGACCAAAGCCUCAAGUUUAGCAUCGACAACAUCCUGAAGGCAGACUUUGGCCGCCGCAUCACCGAUCCACUGCUGCUGAAGCGAACUUCCAAGAGUGGCCAACAGCACCAUGGGCCGUCUGGGGCGGGAGCAGCGGGCAGCAGAAAGCCGGCCAGCAAAAGCCCGUCGGCAAUCGAUCUCAGCGGUGGCGAGCAAGGUUCCUCCACGGCGACGCUAGCGCCCCUGUUGGCCGGUACGGGAAGUGGCGUGCCGUGCAGCAUAGCGAGCGCACUGUCGACGGUGAAACAGUUCUGCACGGCGGUUAGCACGACGACGACCAGCAGCAGCAGGGCCAGUUCGGGAUCGGUCAGCUCGGUCGGUUCGGUGGGCAGCGAGGACGUUAGCCCGAUAUCGCCCCUCUCGUCGACGGGUUCGCUGAAGGGUGCGGACCAUCAAUCGGGUGGCCAAGGUGGUGCGAGUGCAACGGGAGCGAAUGGUGGUGCUAGUGGUGGUGGUGGAAGUGCUGGGUCCAGUUCCGGGUCUGGCAGCUCGGGAUCCGGUUCCGGUGGGCCGAUGGUGUGGCCGGCCUGGGUGUACUGCACGCGGUACAGCGAUCGACCUAGUUCAGGAAGAAGUCCACGGACGCGCAAACCAAAGAAAAGCCCGGCGGAAAAGAGUAGCAGCGGCCCGGCACAACAGAGUGCCUCCGCGGCGGCCCUCGCCGACGACAAGCGACCCCGGACGGCGUUCAGCGGGCCCCAGCUGGCACGAUUAAAGCACGAGUUUGCCGAGAAUCGGUACCUUACCGAGCGCCGUCGCCAGCAGUUGAGUGCGGAGCUGGGGCUGAACGAGGCACAGAUCAAGAUCUGGUUCCAGAACAAGCGCGCCAAAAUCAAGAAAUCGUCCGGCCAGAAGAACCCACUCGCCCUCCAGCUGAUGGCCCAGGGUCUGUACAAUCACUCGACCGUCCCGUUGACCCGCGAGGAGGAGGAACUGCAGGAGAUGCAGGCGGCAGCAGCGGCGGCAGCCGAAUCGCGCACCGGUUCGGCCGGCCCGGCAGCUUCCGCGACGGUAGCGAAUGCGUAAUCUCCGGAUCCUGAUCGGACUGACAAAAACCCUCCUUCGUUGCAUCACUUUAAACACUAUUUAUUAAUCGUACUCCCAGGGUCCGCGAGAUGUAGGUGCAUAACAGAGGGAUAGAGAGAGGGGAAGAGGAGAACGCAUGAGAAACCAUGGCAAUAUGAAGCGUAGCGCAAGCGUGCGCAAGAAGCGAAAUAUCUGUGAUAACUAAAUAAUUGACUACUGUAGUGACUAGUACCAUGGCAUGUAGCAAGUAGGCACAUCAUAUGUUUGACCCUUGUGUUCCGUGCAGUGCAGUGGGCAAUGUGUGUACAGAUAAUCUUUAGCUGCUAGUGUAUGGUUCUGUUUUUUUUUAUUAUUAUUUAUUAUUCAUAAACAAAAACGCAAAGGAAAAGCUGCUCCUUCUUCUCCUCAAACCUAAACCCGACCAUACAAACACGCUUAGCCCUGCUGUAAAUGAACUUAUUAAAACCAAAUCGUCCUAUUAUUCAGACACACAAACACACACAACAAGGGUUCCGAGCGAUAAAACGCAAACCAAAAUUAAGUCAUAUCUAGUUGGAAAGGAGUCCCGGUAUCACGAAAGUUCAGGUAGUCAGGCCCGAAAACUUGUGUUGUUUGUGAAAUUCGUCUCUUUCUAUGAACUUUUACCUUACAGGGUUUCCCACGAUUUAUUGGUUGGUUCCCAUCAAUUUAUGGUAGGUUCCCAUAUUUUUUUGGUGCGUUCCCACGAUUUUUUGGUCGU